Molecule: messenger RNA, 2377 nt
Organism: Aricia agestis (brown argus)
Lineage: Eukaryota; Metazoa; Arthropoda; Insecta; Lepidoptera; Lycaenidae
Gene: Mccc1
Product: methylcrotonoyl-CoA carboxylase subunit alpha, mitochondrial
Exons: 14
Coding region: 250-2376 (708 amino acids)
Cellular component (GO): mitochondrion
Molecular function (GO): metal ion binding; methylcrotonoyl-CoA carboxylase activity; ATP binding
Source: RefSeq, a predicted model, not a curated record
AAACAAAUAUAUUUUAAUUUGUGCUAUUUGCGUAAUUAAAUGCGAUAACGAUAACGUAAAACAAUAAAUAUGUAUGAUGAAAGAGUUUCGGCUGAACAUACCUACUUUAAACAGAGCAUUUUCGUUAGUUAUCUUUGUAUUUGUAAGAUAAACGGCACUUGAGAGGAGCGUCAACAAGAUUUUUUAUCACUUUUUUAGAUAAGAGAUUUUAAUUAGUGUAGUAGUGCUUGAGUAUUGCGAGAAGCUAUAAUGGCGUACUUAAGGAAAUUAAAUAAUCUGAUACCGAUAUGCUUAACAAGUCACAGUGUGAGGUUCAAACAUGUGCAGAGCUUAAAACUGGAUAAACAUAUACGUCCCAUUGAUAAAGUUCUAAUAGCCAAUCGAGGGGAGAUAGCAUGUAGGGUUAUGAGAACUGCAAAAAAAUUAGGUAUAAGAACAGUUGCGGUUUAUUCAGAUGCUGAUAAACAUGCCAUGCAUGUUGAAAUGGCCGAUGAGGCAUUCCAUAUUGGGCCAGCACCGUCUUCACAAAGCUAUUUAAAUGCUGAAAAGAUUCUAGAAGUUGCCAAAAAGUCCAGUAGUCAAGCCAUACACCCAGGCUAUGGAUUCCUUUCAGAAAAUGUUGAAUUUUGUGAGAAGUGUGCAAACUCCGAUGUUAUAUUUAUUGGACCUCCUGCAUCAGCAAUAAGGGACAUGGGUAUUAAAAGUACAUCAAAAGCUAUAAUGUCUGAAGCAGGUGUGCCAAUAGUAAAAGGGUAUCACGGAGAAGACCAAAGCAUUGAAAAGUUGCAGGCUGAAGCCAAAAGAAUUGGGUUUCCACUAAUGAUAAAAGCAGUGAGAGGAGGAGGAGGCAAAGGCAUGAGAAUAGCGAUGAAUGAGUCUGAAUUUUUAACACAACUAGAAUCAGCAAAAACAGAAUCUCUCAAGUCAUUUGGUGAUGAUAACAUGCUGUUGGAACAGUAUAUUACUGAUCCUAGACAUGUAGAAGUACAGGUGUUUGCUGAUAUGUACGGUAAUGCAGUUCAUUUGUUUGAAAGAGACUGCUCUGUUCAAAGAAGACACCAAAAAAUUAUAGAGGAGGCUCCAGCACCGGGUCUAUCAGAGGAGACGCGUCAGGCGCUGGGCGCGGCGGCGGUGCGGGCGGCGCGCGCAGUCGGCUACGUCGGCGCCGGCACGGUAGAGUUCAUCCUCCACCGCACCACGCACGACUUCCACUUCAUGGAGAUGAACACACGCCUGCAAGUGGAACAUCCCAUCACUGAGAUGAUCACUGGCACAGAUUUAGUGGAGUGGCAACUGCGUGUGGCAGCAGGCGAGCCUCUGCCGCUAUCACAGGAAGAAAUUAUCCGACGCGGCCACGCGGUGGAGUGCCGGAUAUACGCUGAGGAGCCCGACGCAGGGUUCCUGCCGCGCGCUGGCAUGCUGAACAGACUGGUGCAACCUGCGCCCGAGGAGCAUGUCAGAGUGGAGACAGGAGUUCGCGAGGGUCAAGAAGUAUCAGUGCACUACGAUCCCAUGAUCGCCAAGCUCGUGGUGUGGGGCAAAGACCGGCACCAGGCGCUCGCCAAAACCAGGAGAAAGCUGUCCGAAUACCAAGUGGCCGGGCUAGAGACGAACGUAAACUUCCUCCUACGUCUGAGCGGCGACGCGUCGUUCGUGGCGGGCGACGUGCACACGGCGUUCAUACCGCAGCACCGCGAGCGGCUGUUCCCGGAGCCCCGCCUGCGCCCCCACACGGCCGUGCAGGCGGCGCUCGCCCAUCUUAUUUCAUCCCAAUCUGAAACAUCCGCCAAUGAUAGUUGGAAGGGAAUUAAUGUUUCGCCAUCCGCUUGGAGACCGAACUACAAUUUAGAGAAGACUGUGCAUUUGAAAUUUGGUGAACGAGACGUAAGAGUCCAAGUGCAGUACCUGGACACGCCCCACUCGUACAACGUGCGCGUCGACGGUGGCGAGUGGACGCGCGCCGAUGUGGCGGUGCGGCGCGAGGGGGACAGAGAUAGACUGAUCACGAAGCUCGGCGACCACACAAGUGAUGUUAGCGUCAUGACGUAUGCCGACGAGGUGCAUGUUUAUGACGAGAACGGUCAAACGGUGCUGCGUUUACCUCGGCCGAAAUACCAGAUUGAGUCUGAGGCGGCGGGCGGCGCGGCCGGCAACGCCAGCUCACCCACACCCGGCAUACUAGAGAAGAUACUAGUCAACAAGGGGGAUAAGGUUGAAAAAGGCCAGCCCCUAUUCGUGGUGAUCGCUAUGAAGAUGGAGUACGUAGUGCGGAGCCCUAGGGAGGGCGUCGUCGCCGACGUCGCGCCCUACAAGCAGGGCGACGCCAUAGGGAAGGGCACACAGAUUGUAAUCUUAGCAGAGGAGAAAGAAAAGUAAA